AUGUCCGGCUCAGAACUAGCCCCUUCUAUGGACGCCAUGAGCCGCGUCCGACCUUCCGCUGCUCUCCGCCUGAUCUGGCUCAUCUACAUACAUUGCACCAUCAACAUAAGACACACGCGCAUCAUCUUGCCGGGAUAUGGAAAGCGAUGGGUGCUCUUCCCACACAUUGUCGCAGGCUUAAUGGAGAUCUUCUAUUUUGCCAUCCUCGACCUUUGGGCUGAUCCCUCUCCUCCCGGGAUGAUCAGCCUCCUCCUCUGCGUGGUCCAGAGCGUGACGAACGCCAUACUCGUAUGGGACUUGAAUCUGGGGAUACCCGAGAUCACUCGUCCGACCUACCUCACCUCAGCGAUCCUCCGCCCCCUCCUCUCCAUCUCCGCCCACGUCCUCGACUCUCCAGACCUCCACAUCAUCUCCACCUACAUCCUCGACGCCUUUAUCUACGCCCGGUUGCUCAUCAAAUACCUGCGCCCGACUGUACCCCCUUACAGACCCCGGUACGCCAUGGCCAUCACGGGCUCGGCGCUGAUCGCUGCGGGCUCGGGUGGAUGGAGAGUCGGCGCAUCAAGCGGCGUGGGAGCGUUGAAGGGCGCGGUGGGGAUCGUUGGGAUCUAUAGCGGGGUGAUUUUGGCGUUGAUGGGGAUCAGGGCGUGGUGGAAGGGCAAGCGGGCUGUGGUUCCGGUAGCGAGUGGCAUCGAGGAGGGGACUGGAGUUAAGUAG
This is a messenger RNA of Dioszegia hungarica, 717 nucleotides long. RefSeq lists its product as uncharacterized. NCBI's taxonomy places the organism in Eukaryota, Fungi, Basidiomycota, Tremellomycetes, Tremellales, Bulleribasidiaceae. Bases 1 to 717 code for a protein of 238 amino acids. The record is from RefSeq and is a predicted model, not a curated record. The transcript is spliced from 3 exons.